Williopsis jadinii is the source of this 1286-nucleotide messenger RNA. RefSeq names its product nucleoside hydrolase. Gene Ontology annotation, molecular function: purine nucleosidase activity. Gene Ontology annotation, biological process: purine nucleoside catabolic process. The transcript has a single exon. The record is from RefSeq and is a predicted model, not a curated record. Gene Ontology annotation, cellular component: cytosol. Lineage: Eukaryota; Fungi; Ascomycota; Saccharomycetes; Phaffomycetales; Wickerhamomycetaceae. Bases 97 to 1224 code for a protein of 375 amino acids.
GACUAUGCUUCUUCAUGUGUAUAAAUUGCACACGAUAUCCCCCUCAAUUUCAACGUUUCGAGAGAUGCUCAUUGGAUAUCAAUUAUCACGAGAAGAAUGAAGGCCUUUGCAUACGGUACACUCUCGUCCACUCUUUUAUUGAGCCUUGUCGAGGCUAAAAAGAUCUUCAUCGACAACGAUGGGCUAUCACCAACGCAAUUGCUCUUCCCAUUGGCUGCUGGUCAUGAGGUUGUUGGACUCUCCGCCUCUUUUGGCUCAUGUUCAUUGGUGGACUGUGUUGGUGUUGCAUCUGCAAUUGUUGAGGACUACAAUCUGUCCAGCUGUAUCCCAUUCCAUAUUGGUGCUCAACAACCCUUGUUGAGAACUUACGACACUUUCCAGCUGUGGGAAGACCUCUUUGGAGAACUCGUCUGGCAAGGUGGUUGGACUCCCGGUUAUGAAGAUACAUACACUUGGGACAACAUCACAAACGUGGAUGACAUUCCGGGUGCCAUUGCUUUGAUUAACGCAGUCAAGGAGUACAAAGACACAGAUCCCAUCACCAUUUACAUGGCUGGCUUGGGUACCACGGUGGCACAGGCGCUGUCAAUCUAUCCACAAUUGGUCAAUGAAACCGCCGGGUUGUACAUCAUGGGUGGGUAUAUCGAUACACAAAUGGCAGCAGCCACUGCAAAGGACUCUAUCGUCAUUGAUAUCAACACCGACAUCAACUUGAUCCAGGACCCAGAAGCGGCCCAGAUGGUUCUGACCGCGGGCUGGAAAGAGUUGUACAUUGGUGGUAACGUCACUAACUACUUGGUUCCAUCUCAGGCCUUGUACAACGAGUUCAUCGAAAGAGCCGGUGGAUUUGACGUCAUUGAAGACACUCCUUACUUGAGCUGGGUCCUCAGCUUACUGGGCACUGGUAACUACUCUGAAAACAACGACCAACAAACCUUGCCCUUCUGGGAUGACGUUGUUUCUGCGUACAUGUCAUGGCCAGAAAUGAUUCUUGAAAGCAGCGAAGUUUCAGUCGCCGUUGACACUGCUUUCUACUCACCAUUCUACGGUAACCUGAGAGUUUGGAACUCCUCCUGGGCACCACCGUCUGGUAUCAAGGUUGGAGCUGCUAAAAUCAUCGAUAAAGUUGACAAUGACUUCUUCUUUGGCAAACUCCUUGACACUUAUUACCAGAACUGGACUCAGUACUGUGAAGUUGGUGGUCCAGUUGAGUUGAUCCUGUAACCUCCCUGUCUUUUAUUCUAAUUCUCAUUCGAUACCACGUUAAUGCUACACCAUUCUAUAGC